CUGGAGGUCUGGAUUGAGUUUGCGCGCAAUAAUUCUAAGAUGGUGAUGGGUAUCAACAAAUCGUAGCCGAGCAAUUGCAUUGAUUCAGGAAAUUUUAUUAAUGUUUUGCGGCUGAUUUUGCCCACACAUAUUGUUGUUUGACCUAACACAGACGGCUUAGUGUUACAAAAGUGAAUAUAUUCGCCGUAGGUUUUCUUCAAAGUUCCUCGGACCUGCAUAAAGACCUGAACCAACAAGGCAGCCUAGGCCAACCACCGUCGACGACACAAGUGUGUGCAUUGUGGAAUUCACCAUCUAGAGACAGCCAUGGAUCCUGCUGUCAUUAAAAAGACUCAAGAAACUCUUGGGAAAGUGAUAAAAAAGCCUCCCCUGACAGAUAAAUUGCUAAGCAAGCCACCAUUCAGGUUUCUUCAUGACAUUUUGACGGAGGUUAUAAAAGUUACUGGUGUGCUAAAAGGACUGUUUAAACCAGAGGAAAUGAAUUCAGAAAAUGUUAAAGACAAAGAAGCAAAAAUGUAUUUUCUUCAAAAAGCAAUAGAUUGUGUUGGUAUCUUGAUAGGAGAAACCCUUAGUGUCAGACCAUCAAAGAUUGUGGCUGGUCAUGAGCCUGAAAAGACAAAUGAGUUUUUGCAGUCAUUGGGAAAAGUUUGCUUAAAAAAGAUGGAUAGUGCUGAUGCAGUAAAGAAGACCCUAUCAGGAGAGAAGCCUUCUUCUGGAAAAUCAAGAAAGAAGGAAAGCUCCAGAACUUCAAGUAAGGAAAGACCUAAAGAAGGUGGUGACAAAUCAAAGGAUAAAGAUAGCAAAAAAGAUGAAAAGGAUAGCCGAAAAAGAGACGAUAAGAAAGAGCGGGGUAGUUCUUCUGGUAAAGAUCGAGACAAGGAAAAGGACACAUCACGAAAAGGACGCGAAGAGAGAGAUAGGAACUCCGAAAAAGAGAAAGAAAAAGAAAAAGAGAAAGAAAAAGAGAGAAGUAGAGAUAGAGAUAGAUCAAAAGAAAAAGAUAGGAAGAAAGAGCAAGAACAAGAAAGAUCGAAAGACGUUAGCAAACAGCCUGAUGAUGAAAUUAAGCCAAGCACAAAUGCAGAACCAACACCAAAUGAUGCAGAGAACGAGGAUGAAAAUGCCGGUAAUAGGGUUAUGCAGAGGCCGUCAUCUGCAAAAGGACAGCGAAGAAGACCAACCAACAGUGAAACAGAUAAGGAAAACAAAGACGUUACCAAUGAUGUAAUUAUGGACUCAGCUCCGGCUCCAAAGCAAACAGAAAACGCUGACGAAAGCGAUCUCCAGGAAGACGAUGUGAUUCAACGACAGCCUUCAUCUGUGCGACGGCCUGCUCGACCAAGCAGUGCCAGGCCAGCUCCGCCAAAAAUCAAGCGAAAUGAAGAGAUAGAAGAUCCAGGUUUAAGGUUGGGCUCUGGCAAACAGGUCAAUGCUGUUAUCGUGGAUAAUGGCAAGGAACAGGAUGAUGAAGAUGACUUAUUUGUCGUUGAAGAUAACGCACCGCAGGAUUCGUUUCUUGAAGAGAAUGUCAACGAAAAUCCAGCAGAAGUCGAAGAUGGACAACACGGAAGCCUUGUGAAAAAGAUGCUUGACAGUAAGAGAGAAGCUGAAAUAGUUCAGUCAAAGUCCUUGCAAAAUAAGGAAAAACCUAUUAUUAUUGAUGCAACAAGAAAGAAAGAGAAGGAAAUGGCUCAAAAGGAGAUUGAAAAGCUCCGGAACAGCAUCCAAACACUGUGUAGAAGUGCACACCCUCUAGGCAAAAUUAUGGAUUAUUUACAAGAAGACAUGGAUAGUAUGCAGAAAGAGUUAGAAAACUGGAAAGAACAAAAUAAGAAGUACCAUCUCGCGCUGAAGGCAGAGCAGAGCGUAACCGAAAAUGAUAUCGAACCAUUGCAUGCACAAUUGGGCGAACUUGAGCUGGAAAUUGCAGAUAUGGUCGAUCGAAUUGGAUCUGUGAAAAGCAACAUAAUACGAAAUGAAGAGAAAAUACGGGACAUGGUCAGCGGGAUCUCUAGAUAGCGAGUAACUUCUUUAAUUAAAAUCUAGCUUAUUGAGAUAUUUACAAAAUUAUUGCCUUAGUUGCUGCAUUAUUCACAAAUUUCACCCAAGGUCAAUCAUUAAGUCAUUGAUUACUCUAAGUCAAUGAUAAAGACCAUGUCUCUAAGCAUAGACUGAAAUCUGUAGAUUUUCAAGCAACAACGAUGCCGCCUUUUAUAGAUAUGCAAGCAAAACACGGUUCAAUAACUAAAAGCAGCCGUCAACAUGGAAGGAGAAACAUGAAUAAAAGAGGAUUUUUGUUGCUGGUAGUAAAAAUCUGUAGCUUUGUUGUUGAUGCUGAAGGAUGCGUUACAAAGGAUAGAAAGACUGUUUGGCAAGCUGGGAUAAUUUGCUCAAAUCUGCACAUGCUGUUGGAUGUGUCAUUCGUCCAGCAUCUUUUUCUGUUUAAUUCAUGAAAUUUAAUAUAUUAGGAGCAAUAUUAGUGAUGUACAUUUUGUCAUUUCUCGUUGUUAAUAUUUACAAAUCUUCUGUACAUAGUAAUAUUCGAAAACAUACAAAGCUCA
This is a messenger RNA of Rhopilema esculentum, 2561 nucleotides long. RefSeq names its product intraflagellar transport protein 54. NCBI's taxonomy places the organism in Eukaryota, Metazoa, Cnidaria, Scyphozoa, Rhizostomeae, Rhizostomatidae. Gene Ontology annotation, cellular component: intraciliary transport particle B; ciliary basal body; axoneme. Gene Ontology annotation, biological process: cilium assembly; regulation of microtubule cytoskeleton organization; intraciliary transport. Gene Ontology annotation, molecular function: microtubule binding. The record is from RefSeq and is a predicted model, not a curated record.